This is a messenger RNA of Amyelois transitella, 2525 nucleotides long. RefSeq lists its product as uncharacterized. The transcript has 2 exons. NCBI's taxonomy places the organism in Eukaryota, Metazoa, Arthropoda, Insecta, Lepidoptera, Pyralidae. Bases 45 to 767 code for a protein of 240 amino acids. The record is from RefSeq and is a predicted model, not a curated record.
CUGUCAAAAUUAUUUGUGAAGUCAAGUCAAUUACGUGAGUGAAAAUGGCUGAUUCUGCUGCAGCCCGUCGUGAAGCUCGAAGAAAGAGGAUUUUAGACAAUUCUAGCAAUAGACUGCAACUUAUAGCUGGUAAAGCGAGUACAGAAAGCUCCAAAUCAUCACCUAUUAGAUGUCACAAUCCAGAGCAGCCACUAGAAGUACCUCUCGUAGCCAUAGCCUCAGAGAACAGUAGCAUCUCUAAAGCUUCUUUGAACAAUGGCGUGUUGGUUAACGAAAGCGAGCCGUUGGAGUUGUUGUCAAAUUUGACUCUGAGCCACAGGCAAGACACGGUCGCGGCUGGAGACACAGAAAUAGUCAGCGAUGUCACAUCCUUCUCGGGUCUCUCGGCCCCAUCUACAACCUCUGUUCAAAAUCAAACAAUUUGGGAAAAGAUAACUGUUUACAAAUAUGACUUAGUGCUACUUUCAUUGUUGGUUCAAGUCCUUUACAGUUUCUCAUUAAUGCCCAUCGAUAACAACUACAUAUUCCUCCCAUUUGCAAUGUAUGCCAUAACAAAGCAGAUAUAUUUCCCAGUACAAAGUAGUUCCAAAUUAGCUAAUGUGUUGUUAUUACUAAAUGGUUUGUCAGGGCAGGCAAAUGCAAUACAGAAAGCGCUAAACAUCUCGCAAUGGAUUGGGGCCAUUUUCCAAGACAUAUUUAUCUACCUUUUCACGACUAUUUGUGUACAGUCAUUGUAUGUGUUAUUAAAGGACUGCUUUAUUACAUAGUGACUGCUUCUCACCCUGUCGGUGAGGUAUCUGUUGACUGAGCACUUUCUUACAGUAGCAGGCUAGUUGUGGUGGGAAUGUUUCAUAGUUUGAUUGCUUGUGCCUUUUAUGUAAGUGAGAUGUGACAAGUGUGCGUUUUAGUCACAUAUUGCCAUUUUAGUUGUUAAAUUAGAUACCAGUUUGUACAUAGCAGCAGAAUUUUUGAUUUUAGUAAAGUCUUGCUCAAUAACUCCAUGCAAAUGUGAAUUUGAUAUAUUGAAUUGUAUAUAUAUUUGUUACCAAUUUUUAGAUGUUUAGUUGCACAAAGGCAUUAUUAAGAUAACAUAUUAAUUGCAAUAUAAUGUGCCUGUAUAUGAAACAGAAUUACUGCUUAAUUUAUAAGUACCUGUUUGUGCCUCACUAUUGGGCAAACACCAAGUUAUUAUUAAAUGUGAAAUGUCUUUUUGCAACUUAAUCAUUAUUAUAACUUUCUUAGCAUCAAUCAUUAGCAAAUGACACAUUUUCAGGUAAAAUGAUUGUAAAUAUUAAUAGUGCUCAGCUAUUUUUUUUAUAAUUGACUGAUACUAUCUUUUGCUUUUACUCAAUUUAGCAUUUAAUUUAUUUUAUUUAUUUUUUCUAAUUCAUAAAUCAAAAAUUAAUGAUGUGUACCUUCAAAAAUUAAUGAUGUAUAAGUGUGUGUGAUGUUAAUUGAAACGAAUAUUUACCUAUAAUAGUAUGCCAAAUUAGGAUUGUUAAACUAUUUUCAUGCUUGUGUAAGUAAAGAAUGUAAGUAAGUACAAUAUUUUGAUAUAAAUUACAAAGUUGUAUUUUUCAAUAAUUUUAUAUUAAUGGCCUAUUGUAAACACUUUAAAUCUCUAUGUGCUUUCACAUUGUCUUAAUUUUCUUUUAGCUUGGGAUUUCACUAUGUAAAUUAAGUUGUGGUUCCAGAAGUAAUUCAAAACUUAAUAUUUUACAUAGUUACAAUAUUAUAGCAAUUAGUAUGUAAUAAUUGAAUAUUUAAUAAUAAACAAGUAAAUUAUACAACAAAUAAUAACAACCCAUAUUUUUUAAAGAGUUUACUAAGGCAACAUACACAAAUCGUAGAAUGAAAUUUACAAAUAAUAUUCAGCAAUAUAUAUUUUACAUAUUUGGUAGAGAUAAUGAUUAAAUGGAAAUUUGAAGCUAUAAUGUCAACCAUCAUCAUAAAAAGCAUCAAUCUUCACCUUCAUCUUAGUCUUUUCAAAUAGAUAUCUAAUUCUCUGUUUUAGGUCUUUAUUUAUAUUAUUAUUAAUAUGUAAUAGCUUGGUUUCUGGCGCAGUAAGAAUAAUCCUACUGGAAACGGAUCUGUCAUCGUCUGACCUCAGGUCUGGCACUAGUUGCAACACUGUUUGAAUGCGGAAAGUGCUGCGGCCGAUGCUACUGUUCCAUGACUAGUCUAACGAAUAAUUAAUAGUCACCAAGUAAUCUACAUUUCGCUGAAUGAGCAUUUCUCAAAGGGGGCAGUACUGAAAUUGUUGCCGGGUCAGGACGGACAUUAGAAUCACUUGUAUCGACGAUUUAUUGGAAUUUGAGCUUUGAAAUUAGUAAUACUAACGCUAUAGACCAUAAUUAUUUGGUUGUGAUUACUUAUUUAACAUGUUUUUAAUAGUAUAAUUACAUUCUACCAGGGCCAAAAUGGGCGAAAGAAAACUAUUUAGAUUUUGCACUAAUCUUUUAAUUUUCAUUUGUUUAUCACAAUUUGCAAUAUCAUUGUAAGUAAAUUAAUAUUAUAAUUAUUAU